AUGGCAAAAGUAUAUUCCUUUGACUCUCAAUAAACAAUUAAUUCUGAUGAAGAUGAUAAAUAAAUUGAUGUGCAAACAUUUCCUACUACCUUUUUUUCAUUUAGUGAAACAAGUACACAAUCACUCGCAAGUAUUGAAUCAGCCAAUUAACCAAUAUCAUCUCCAAAAUAUAAAUUUAUGGGUGGACAUUAUAUUUAAGAAUCUCAAGAAUAGAGUAAUGUAAUUAGUACUUUUAAAUAAUAAAACCUUGUUUAAACUCAUCAUAACUUAAACAUCUAAACAAAAAAAUACUCUUCCCUUGAAUGUCAAAAUAAUAAAAUUACUAAUAGAAAUCAGUAAACUAUUAUCUAGAAAAAAAACAAUCUUUAUCCUUAAACACAAAGAAAUUCAUAAGAAAAGAAAAUUAAUAAAUCUUAAGAGAGGUAAAAGAUGUCACUGACACCUAGAUCUAAGAAAUAAUAUGAGAAUAAAUAUAUGCCAAAUAAAUUAAAUGGUAUUUUAAAAGUAAGUUGCUCCAAAACUUCCCUAAAUGGAAAUUCUAAAAUUCAACCCAAUUUUGAUCUAUUUUUAGGAAGUCCUUCAAAUAAAAAUGUUUCUUUUUUAUUUACUAUGGAAUAAAUCAAAACUAUGAGAAAAAAUAACAAAUCAAAUAUAUUUAAUGUACCAAUUAAAAAGAAUACCAAGCUUUUUCUUGUUUGA
Paramecium pentaurelia is the source of this 699-nucleotide messenger RNA. The record is from the annotation of a GenBank genome assembly. NCBI's taxonomy places the organism in Eukaryota, Ciliophora, Oligohymenophorea, Peniculida, Parameciidae.